UCCAUCAUGGCGGUUGUCCACUUCCUUGGGAGAGACAAUUUUUCAUCUCGCGUCCAGGACAAGUUGUGGGAGAUUUGAAGGGGAAAUGAAAUGGAAGGGAGUAAGUCAGAUAAAGUAAGAACACCAGAAAAGAGUGCCUUUACCAAACUUCAAUCUCCAGAAGGGAAUAAGUCGAAAUCAGCAAUAGCAGAGGUCAGCUCGACUGCAAUUGUGAAGUACUCUGCCCAGGAAGUCUUACCUUACUAUAACAAAUUGCAGCAGGAUACAAACCUCAAUGUUGCCCCUUCAAAUUGGCUGCGAGAUGGAAGGUUUUCUGAUCUCAGUUUUCUCAAAAGGGACCCUGUUGAGUUUACAAGUUUUGGAAUGGCACACAGCUUUGUUGAUACUAUUGGAGAUGUUGAUGUGAUAUCUGAUGCUGAGAACAUCAAGAAAUUACUUAAAAUACCAUACAGUGCCAAAGCUGAAGUAAGCUUAGCAGUCCAUAGAGUGGGGCCAACUCUGCUGUUGGAUUAUCUUGAUGUACCAUCACUGAUUUCAUUUGCUUCUGAGGGACACAGUGACACUAUUUUUCGUAGGUGGCUUUAUGAUUUCUACUGUGAACAAACUGGAAUUCCAAAGGAUGCUAGCUUUGAACGCAAGAAGAAGAAAAAAGAUCAGGCAAAACUCAGACACAUAUUUUCAAAGUUCCUUCAUUACAGCAUUCAGAAUGACAAUCAAGAUGCUUCAACAGAUACCACCUUUAAAACAUACCCUGAUCCCAGCUCGUCGCCUCUUGGAGACUCCUGUGACGAAGGGGAAGGUGAGCCUUUCAGAGAUCCAGUCUCAGGACCAACUGUUUUUGCAGAAAAGGGAUCAGAUCUGUUUGCACCAAUAAUUGUUGAGACUGAUUCACCAGAGGAACCUGUUCUACCCCAGCUCCAACAGGACUCUUCAUUCCAACACAAUGUUCUGUGGCAAUUUGAAGAUAUCCAGAUGCUUGUAGGAUCCAACCUGCCCAUAUUUGGAGGUGGUAAAUACCCUGCAGUCAGCCUAAGACUUAGAGAGUGUGGCAACCCCAUCAACGUUCUAACAGGGUUGGAUUACUGGCUGGAUAACCUGAUGUGUAAUGUUCCAGAGGUAGCCAUGUGUUACCAUUUAGAUGGCAUUGUUCAAUACUACGAUCUUUAUAAAACAGAGGAGUUACCAGACUUGGAAGGGAGUAAUUUUUCUCCAAAGGUCGUGAAAGAUGUAGCACAAAAUAUCCUUUCUUUCAUGAAGGCAAACUGCACCCGUGAAGGACACACCUAUUGGCUUUUUAAGGCGACUGGCAGUGACGUCAUUAAGUUGUAUGACUUGACAUCAAUUUGUCAGCAGCGAACGGACGACAAGACAGAGAACUUGUUUACUGUGCCAGUGGCUAUGCUGUUCUACCGAGUUGCUAAAAAUAUGAUGAAUCAGUCACCAUUGAGUUCUGGGGAACAAUCAACGGUUCGCCAGCUGCUCAAUAACUGUCUCCUUUUGUUGGACAAUGAAACAUAUCCCGAGAUUUUCUCAUCAGCAAGCUUUUUGUUAUCCGACCUGUACUCCCCCGAUGAUGUGCACGCCCUGCCAGCCAUAAACACAACCGAUGACCCGGAAGGCGAUGAAGAGGAAAAUAACUCUGAGGCUAGCCCUUCUGAUGAAUGGUCUGGACAAAGUGACGGAGAAACUAUUACGGCCCUGAAGUCGCUCGACGUGACGAAACUAUCGACUCCCAUAACACAACAAGAUGACUGGAUUAAGGUUUCUAAGCCAUUACCUAGCAACGUGGAAGAAAGGUGUAAAGUGGCUCUGUCACAGAUCGUAAAGGGCCUUUCGUGUGUCAAAAAGCAUUUGUCAGAAAGCAGCCCUCAAGGGGAUGUCCUUAAUAGUACCACCGAUGACAGCUCCUCUUCCGAAGGCGCCCCAUCUCCAUCCCAGUCUCCUAGAAGUGACGCGGUAUCGAGCUCUAAAUCCCCCCAAGCAGUUGUUCCUACUAGUUCAAAACACCUUUGUCUGCAUAAGAGGGAGAAAACUCCUCUUGUCCUUAGAAGGCCGGUGCGCUGGCAAGCAAGGACGGCUGGCUUAUUGUUUCACAAAGCGGCGUCUGUCUAUCACUCGCUGGCCUGUACUUUUAAUUCAAACGGCAAGUUUGGCCGCGGUUUGAAGAACUGUAAACUUGCAUUUAAGUGUCUAGAGGCUUCUCAGAUUUUUGGUGUGGAGCCAAAGAACAAGAAAGGCGACCAGUUGCUGAUCUCGGUACAGUUUGUGUGCGGAGACUCCUAUCUGAUGUUGGCCAAUUGUCAAGGGAAUUUAGCUGUCCAUCAGGAAGAUUAUCGUUUUAAAUCCGAAGAAGAUGUUUUCAUCUGCGAUGCGGCCGAGGAGUGCAUUUCCGGUCAAGUUGAAUAUUCUUCUAGUGUUAAGUUUGUGUCAGAUGUGGAGAAAAAUUUACUGAAGAGUGUUAGCUUAUAUGACGCCGCCCUUCAACUCGCAACGACAGACACCAAAGUGGAGCUGGUGGUAAACUUAACAAGACGACUGGGGAACGUUAAAAACGAGUUGGGCGUGUUUUAUAUGAACAAAGCUGCUUCCCUAUUGGACAGCAGCUCAGAACCCUCCAAUGAGGAACGAGAACUGUGGAAGAAAAGCUUCUCUAAUUUCGACAGCGGUAUUCGCACUUUUGAUGUAACAGAUGACAGUGCAAACAAGGCGUUAUUGCUGUCUAAUUUAGGCCGUCUAAUGCGGCUAUGCGCCCAGGCCGUAGGAGGCGUGGAAACCAAGCUGACAGGAAGAAGGGGAGAGUUCACUCAGGAGGAGAGAGGAUAUUUUAACAAGGCUUUUGAGUUCUACAACAAGGCUCUUCGAUGUUUGGCUGACAGGAAGAAAAGUCCAGAGGUCUGGGACACAGUCACGUGGGAGUUAUCGGGCUCUUACUUUUCAAUGGGGACCCUCCUACAAGAUUUUGCACCCCUUUCCACUUAUGCUCAAGAGCAGGUUGAACAGGAGGUAACUGAGCUGAUGAUGAAAGCACUCCGUCUGUGUGAACAAAGUGUCACUUUGAGUACGCCACACGUUAAACCCCGGUCUCUUUACCAGCUCUAUCAUCGGAUAGCUUCAAUUCACCAUCGGCUGGCGUCUCUUUACCACAAUUCUUAUAGGAACCAGGCUGUUGAUCACUCAAAGAAGAAAGCGCGCUCUCUAGCGGAGUUACACUACAGCAAGGCUGUGGCGUAUUUCGAUGCCACCCGGUACCCCUGUGAGAGGAUUCGAAUUCAUUUGGAGCAGGUCGCCAUGUGUGAAUAUCACGUGACCACUUACGGUGGGUCUGCGGCAGCCAUUCGUAGUUUACAGUCAGCUUUGGAGCAUUUGUGCCAAACUAGGACAGCUUUAGAAUAUUUGGGAACAUUAAAGGUUUCCGAAGAGAGUGAAUGCAAGACUGCAAAGGGUGAUGAAGGUUCCGAGUCACAUGUAGUCGUUUGGGAUGAGAUAAGGACGCUAGUUCCGAUUUUGGAAUCGCGUCUCACAAGUGUUUUGAAAGAACUUGUGAAGGCUAACAGUACGCUGAAGAACAAAGGAAAGUCGAGCAGGGACUGGGGAGGACUGGAAAUGGCCAAGCAGAUGUACUCUGUUGCAUUGCGGAGCAGCAGUAGCAGUGGGGUUGAGGAUAUUGUCAAAAAAUGCCAGAGAAUAGCUGAAACUCUAAAAAACCUCCAAGAAAUUAAGAAGCAAACGCAGUGAUGCCUCU
Messenger RNA from Pocillopora verrucosa, 3742 nucleotides. RefSeq names its product erythroid differentiation-related factor 1. The record is from RefSeq and is a predicted model, not a curated record. Lineage: Eukaryota; Metazoa; Cnidaria; Anthozoa; Scleractinia; Pocilloporidae. Gene Ontology annotation, molecular function: protein binding. Gene Ontology annotation, biological process: positive regulation of DNA-templated transcription.